AUGAGCGGUCCUGUUACAAUUCAACCUGGACACAAACUCCUUCCUGCUAAUGCAGAAUGGAGCACUGAAUUGUUCGCAUCGUGCAGGAUUAUAUAUUGCAUCUGUAAAUCAUGGUGCGCUGGCCGAUUGCACAAACGUGCAGGUGAAAGUUUUCUUGGAUGCCUAGUUCCGGGUGCCACACAAGCACUUCGAACAAAGAUUCGAAUGGCCUAUGGCAUCAAGGGUACGCUUGUCAGCGACUGGCUGUCGUCAUGCUGCUGUCCGUGUUCAUUAUUGCAAAUGAAGAAAGAGCUCGAUCGUCAAGGUGUGCCAGAUCCAUAUGCCAAGUAG
Molecule: messenger RNA, 330 nt
Organism: Didymodactylos carnosus
Lineage: Eukaryota; Metazoa; Rotifera; Eurotatoria; Philodinida; Philodinidae
Source: the annotation of a GenBank genome assembly